Molecule: messenger RNA, 4612 nt
Organism: Neolamprologus brichardi
Lineage: Eukaryota; Metazoa; Chordata; Actinopteri; Cichliformes; Cichlidae
Source: RefSeq, a predicted model, not a curated record
UCUGUUUUACCUAAACGUGCUGCCGGUAGCAGCUCGCUUGCCAUGCUCAUACCUAGCAAUUUAACAGACGCUCGCAAUGUAUUCCGCUUUAAUUAACGCAGUGUUAUCCAGCUCGCCUGACUACGACCUUCUUUUUGAGUCUCUUUCCUGGCCGAGUCAGUCGUGGCCAGACACGGAGCGGGUGGAGGCGCUGACAGCUUUCAUUGAGGGACUCGGACCGCUUUUGACCGAGCCGGAUUUGACCUCGUUUCCAGAUGCAAAGAGACGCUGUGUUUUAGAUAAAGUUGAGUCGGUCCUUUGGACCAAGUGUCUGCCUUUCCUCUCCAGAAUUUCGGCUGAAGCAGGUGAAGGUGUGCGGUGCAGGGAGAGCACAGCAGCUGCGUGCAGACUACUGAGUGUGAGUGUACCUCUCUGUAACGAGGCUGUGUGCAGGCGAGUCUGUCAGUCCAUCCUGCCCUCACUCCAUCUGUCAGAGGAAGAGCUGACCUCUCCGGGAAGACUCAGUGUGGAGGUUGCGAGUGAAGUGGUAGCUGCUCUUCUGCCGUUUCUGGCAGCAGAUGAACAGCUCACACACACCACCGUGUCUUCUAGUCUCUCCUCCAUCAGGACACUCCCUGAUGCACUGGUCUCCAAGCCAGUCAGGGUCAUCUUAAGUCUGCUGAACUGCCUCAGCAGUGAGCGGUUAAUAAGCAUCCUCAAGCUCAUCCUGGAUGAUCUAUGCAGCUGGCACUCCACCGACCGCACUCCUGCAGUUACAGAGCGCACUCUGCUGUGUUUGACAGCCCUGUCAGACCACCUCCUUAAACCUCACCACCACCUCCCCUCUUCCUGCUGCUCUGACCCCGACCCUCGUCUGUCCCUUCAGUUCUGGAGGAUGGUUCAGGAUGGACUGAUCCACAGAGACAGCGUGUCACGAAAGAGAGCACUGUUCCUGCUGAAAAGGUGUGCAGCCCUGUCUGAAGAGGAUGGAUUAGACUGUCCUCUUUCUGCAACAAGGGAAGAUGAGAACUUGUUUAAAUGGGCUUUCAGCAAGAGCAAGCUGCUCAGAGAGUUCUGGGAGGAUUACGUACUGGUGAUGGAGACUCUGGAGGAAAACCAAAUUCACGUGGUCCGGCCAGUUUUAAACAGGAUAGACACACUGAUCCAAACAACAGCGAAUGAUGAUCAAGGUCAAGGACUCUUCCACCCCUCCUGGCUGCUGUGUGUGUACCAGCGCAUGUUCCACAGUGAGAAUAAAUCCUUAAUGCGAGAAGGAGUGUGUCAUCUGCUCGAGCUCCGGGUUCUUCAGCAGCCGACUUUUGCUUUGGCCUUUUCUCAGUUCAUCGUUGGCCCCUUUAUGGAUGUUCUCUCGGAAACGUCCCUCUUCCACAGGUCAGUUGGUCAGAGUGUGGGAGACUGUCCCGAACUGGGGGUUAAACUCGAAGUCUUUCUGGCUACCUUCUUCAGUAGCCUGCCAACAGAGCAUAGAGGUUGUGUCUUGCUUCAGCUGAUUCAGCAGCUGGGCUCUAAACACUGGUGUGCAGUUCCCCUCCUCUUCCUCUGUCAGGCCCUGUCCAAACUUCCCCCAAGUCCACUGCUGGGCACCAGCGGGCUCACUGCUCUGAGGGAUGUCCUGCGCUGCACCAUGAUCACUCAUCAAGUCCUCUUAAGAGGAGCUGCCCAGUGCUUCCUGCUUAACAGUGCCCUCUCUCUCACAGUUGUGAGUGAAGUUACCCUCGAUGAUGUUUUUAGCUUCCUGACGCAUUUCCGUGCAGACGAGUCGCUGUGUAGAGGGACGCAGCUUUGGAAGCAGCUGUGUGCAUGGCUGUUGGAAAAUGAAGGCAGUUUCAAGCCCAGGAUUACAGAUGAAGAUUGCACUGGUGCUUCAACGAGUAAGGAAACCGUAAGAGCUUAUGUUCAAGGCGAAAUAGUCUCCUAUCUUCGAGUCCCAGCUAGCACAGGUCAGACCGAGAGGUUACCUGACUCCAGAGAGGCCGAUAAGUUGGCAAGAGCUAUUCUGCUGUGUGUGGACAUGGAGAGGGGUCAAUCUGGGGCAGAGAUCAGCAACACCCUGGAGUCGCUUUUAUCACCACUGCUGGAGACCCUGAGCAGAGUCAGCACCAAUAUCUACUUGCCUCUGCGUAAGAGUGACAAGAGCCUGCAGCUGGUGCUCAGACUGUUCCAGCUCGGAGAAAUCCCAAGGAGUCAACGGAACGGAGCGGAGCAAGGUUUAACCUUAGUGCGUGAUGAAGAGGCCCUGUGUGUGGAGGCUGUGAGUCUGAGCUGGGAGCUGGUACAAGGCCUGAGCACUAAUGCCAAUGACUUCUGGCCGGCACUUAAAGGCUUCAUCUCCACAGCUUUCCACCAUAAACUGCUUCAGCUGACACAAGCUCAGUCUCCGACCCUGGCGGCCACUUUGAAACAGAUUGCCCGUGAUCUGAUGGAGUUGUCUCAGUCAAAGAGUGGAGUUUUUGGCGUACUGCUUCAACACUGCUGUCAGAUGUGGCUGCCUGCAGGUGGAGGCAGCGGUGACCAGGCCAACACAGUGUUUUCUAGUAUUUUCAACCACAUCAGCAUAAUUACAGAAGCUUGUGUUUACGGUCCAGUGUUCAGGAGAGAUCAACGACUCGUCCAGGAUGUCCAAAUAUAUGUGGAGCAACUUGGUGAAAAGUGUGCAGCUAAUGUCGCAGUAGCAAGUGAUAACAGAGAUGAUCAGUUGCCUCGCACAUGUGUUCUGGCUUUCCUGUGCCACCUGGAUUCUUCUAAUCUCCAGCAUCAAAGACUAAUGGAGGAAGUAGCAAUGGAGCUGUUGAAAAAGGAUAAUGAUAUAUCAAGGUCAAAAGUGCGUUACUACAGCAACUCCCUGCAACAUCGUGCUAAAAACCGAGUAUGGCAAACACUGCUGCUGUUGCUGCCCAAACUCCGAGAGGAGUUUGUUGCCACUUUGUGGGGUCGUGUGUUUGAAGCGGGAUUUUGCAGUAACCAGGCUUCUGUCAAGUACCUGAUCGAAUGGAUGAUGAUUCUGAUCCUUGUCCGAUAUCCACAACACACUGACAGCUUUUGGUCCUGCUUCAGCCUGGAUCACGAAAAGACUAAGACGAGCGUCUGCACUUUCUUAUCUGUUCUCGUACAUUUCAGUGUCAUCUUUCCUAAUCUUGAAGAAAAGGCGGCGCAGUUGCGAAAAGCACUAGACGUCAUCCUGCAGUCGUGUUUUAACCAUAACUUCAGCGUGCGCCUGUAUGCCUUAUUGGCUCUGAAAAGGGUGUGGAGCCUGGCGGAAAACCAUGUGGAAGAGGCAGAUGGUUUAGGGGGGCUUUCCUCUGUGAUCAAGGCCUGUCUGAACCAGGCUGAAGCCAUGCAGAGCACUGGAAAUGCCAACAAAAACUGGACGAGGAUUCAGGAGCACUUCUUCUUUGGUGCCUUUCAUCCAAUCAGGGAUUACAGUAUUGAAACAAUAUUCUGUACAUUUCCCAGUCUUUCUGAGUUGGCUGAUGAUGAGUGGAUACCACCCUGGAAAUUUGAGAAACUCUCAUAUUUCUCAGAAGGUCCAUCUUUGCCUUUGAGAAAUCCUGCUCCUGAUCUGAACCAGCUUCAACCUGGAGACUGGAUCCAGCAAGACAGAAGUGAGCAGGAUAAGGAGGAACGCUGGGCUGAGGUGCAAAAGAAGAUCACGCCCUGGAGACUGGGCAUCCAGGAGCAGGAGCCUGAACUUCAGCUGGUUCCACCACAGAGGGCUGCUAGACUGGGAAAACUGCACGGUGCCUUGCUGGUUGUGGCCUCACUUAUCGACAAGCCCACCAAUCUGGGAGGUCUCUGCCGGACUUGUGAAAUAUUCGGUGCCAGCGCUCUGGUUCUGGAUAGCCUCCGCCACGUGAAUGACAAAAACUUCCAGUCCCUGAGCGUCUCAGCUGAGCUGUGGCUUCCUUUGUUAGAGGUGAAGCCGAUGGAGCUCACUGAAUUCUUGCAGGUGAAGAAGAGUGAAGGUUACUGCAUUGUGGGAGUGGAGCAAACAGCCAACAGUCACAGCCUCCAGGAGUACCAGUUCCCUGAAAAGACCCUGUUGCUUUUAGGCAAUGAACGUGAAGGUAUUCCUGCCAACUUACUACAAAUGUUGGACGUGUGCGUGGAGAUCCCUCAACAAGGCAUCAUCCGCUCACUCAACGUGCACGUGAGCGCUGCCCUGUUAAUCUGGGAAUACACGCGACAACAUCUCAGCUCUGGCUCGGCAGAGGUCGACUCGAAACGCUGCUGAUGAAGACACCCCAUGCUGAUCUCCUGAGAAAAGUAUUUCCUGGGGAGACUUUAAAUGAAGGCGUAAAGCUUCUUCACAUCAUGACCUCAAGGGCUUUCUGUCGAGACAGCGUGGUCAGGAGCCAUCGCCGCUGCUCUCAGGCCUUAAUGAGAGUCAUGAAUAAAGAUCAGCCCUGGCUAUUAUGUCUAAAUGUUCCACUCUGCUUGCUGUCAUAUUAAUGAAGACAAUGUCUGUGUUAGAAGAGCCAAAGCAUCAAUGGAAAUUUUCCCCUUUGGAGGCUGACUAUGGAGCAUUGGGACUGAAUUAUAAUGACAGUAUUCAAUGAGAUGUACUUAAUCUUUAAAUACUGCUUGGAUUUUUCUAAAUGUAUAAAUAAACAUG